AUGGCCUCCCUCCUCCACACCCUGCCCAACUCUCUCCCUCCCCACAGCAAAUCUCGUCCAGUCAGGAAGUCUUUCCACGCGCCAGCUGCCCCUCUCCUCGGUCUCCUCCACCAUGAGAACGCCGAUGCAGCUCCAACCCUCCGCAAAUCCUUGUUGCAUCAGAUGUCCUCCCUCUGCAAGGACGGGCUCAUCGGAGAAGCCUUCGACUUCCUCUGCGACAUGGAGACGGAAGGGGCCCCCGUCGGCCCCGAGAUCUACGGGGAAAUGCUCCAGGCCUGCGUGUACGAGCGGGCUCUCUCCCAAGGUCGGCAAAUCCACGCGCGAGUUAUCAAGAAGGGGGACAUCUUCCACAGAAACGAGUACCUGGAGACGAAACUCGUGAUUUUCUACGCGAAAUGCCGCGUCUCAGCCGCCGCUCUCGAUCUGUUCCAGAGGCAGCGCCGCCGCAACGUUUUCUCAUGGGCCGCCAUGAUAGGAUUGCUCUGCAGAGAAGGCCUCGGCGAGAAGGCCGUGGUGGGUUUCUGCGAGAUGAUGACCGACGGGUUUCUACCCGACAAUUUCGUCAUCCCCAAUGCUCUGAAAGCUUGCUCCUCCGCACAGCUGAUCGGCUGCGGCACGGGGAUCCAUGGAUAUGCCUUGAAGAUGGGCUACAGAGGCUGCGUCUUCGUCCAGAGCAGUCUUGUCGAUUUCUAUGGGAAAUCCGGAAUUGUGGAAGAUGCCAGGAAGAUCUUCGAUCAAAUGCCGGAAAAGAAUGCGGUGGCCUGGAAUUCCAUGCUCGUAAGUUAUGUACAUAAUGGACUAGAUUGGGGGGCAAUGAAAGCCUUCUAUGAUAUGAGAACUGAGAGUGUGGAACCAACCCGGGUCACCAUAGCCAGUUUCCUCUCUGCUUCAGCGAAUCUGCGAGCUCUGGACGAAGGAAGGCAAAGCCAUGCGGUUGCAGUGUUAUUUGGUUUAGAGCUCGACAGCAUCCUGAGUAGCUCUCUGAUCAAUUUCUACUGCAAGGUCGGCCUGACGGAUGAUGCAGAGCUCGUCUUCAGUCGAACCCUAGAGAAAGACACGGUGAUCUGGAAUCUGCUCAUCUCUGGUUAUCUGCAAGACGGCCAAGUCGACAAAGUACUCCGUACUUGCCGUAGAAUGGUAAUGGAGGAUCUGAGGUUUGACUCUGUCACCUUGUCUUCUAUCCUAUCGGCAUGUGCGGGCACAGAGAACCUGAAGCUCGGUAUAGAGGGGCAUGGCUACUGCAUCAGAAACGGUCUCGACACAGAUUCAACUGUCGCAAGCGGCAUCAUCGACGUGUACGCGAAGUGCAGAAAGAUAGAACUCGCAAGACAGGUCUUCGACAUGGCGGCGAACAGAGAUCUGAUCAUGUGGAACACCCAGCUUUCUGCGUAUGCUAAUUGUGGUUUGAGCGGCGAGGCCUUGAAGCUGUUCUACCAGAUGCAGCUGGAAAGCAUAGCUCCCAAUGUCAUCUCUUGGAAUUCCGUAAUCUUGGGACUUUUAAGGAGUAAUCAGGUGGACGAGGCAUACGACAUGCUCGCCCAGAUGCAAUCAGCAGAGGUGCAGCCCAACCUGGUCACAUGGACGACACUGAUAUCUGGUUCCGCACAGAAGGGAUGUGGAUCUGAAGCAAUCGAGCUCUUCAUCCGAAUGCAGGCGGCAGGCUUCAGACCUAAUAUCGUCAGCAUUCUGGCUGUGAUCUCGGCAUGUACAGAAGUAGCAUCUUUACCAUAUGGGAAGGCCAUUUAUGGAUAUAUUACAAGGCAAGGAUUCUGCUCAUCCCCCCUUCCUGUUGUGACAUCUCUCGUAGAUCUUUAUGCUAAAUGCGGCAACAUAGACCUCGCCAUGAGGAUCUUCGAUGCGAGCUUGACGAAGGAGUUGCCCCUGUAUAAUGCAAUGAUCUCUGGGUACGCACUGCACGGUCGAGCUGCAGAAGCGCUCGGCCUGUUUGCCCAGAUGCAGAGAGAAGGGAUCAGUCCAGACGCCAUCACCUUCACCGGGCUGUUGACGGCGUGCGGCCAUGGAGGGCUGGUGGAAGAAGGCCUGAAGCUUUUCUCAGAGAUGGCCUCCACAUAUCACGUGUUCCCGGGCAUGGAGCAUCACGACUGCGUCGUCACUCUGUUAACACGCCAUGGAAACAUUGAGGGAGCUCUCGAGUUUAUCUCUGCGAUGCCUUUCAGACCGGAUUCCAAGACUCUCGGAUCUCUGCUCGCUGCAUGCAGACUGCAUCGGUGGCCAGAGCUGGGCGAAUACCUUUCACGGCAGCUGUUUGAAACGGGAUCCGAAGACCCGGCUCCAUAUGCCGUGGAUGGAAGGUGGUAUGAAGCAUCAAGAACGAGGGGCGACGAGAGAGAGAAAGGACUGCGGAAAAAUCCUGGGUGCAGUUGGAUACAACUCGGAGGCGGCCUUCACACAUUUGUGGCUGGUGAUGAAUCUCACCCAGAGAUGGAUCGAAUUUAUGGGACGCUACGAUUGUUGCUGAGGGAGAUGAGAUUCUUGGGUUAUGUACCUUCCGUCGGCGGCGUUUCUGAGUUGCUCUGA
Messenger RNA from Spirodela intermedia, 2538 nucleotides. Lineage: Eukaryota; Viridiplantae; Streptophyta; Magnoliopsida; Alismatales; Araceae. The record is from the annotation of a GenBank genome assembly.